This is a messenger RNA of Helianthus annuus (common sunflower), 815 nucleotides long. Its product is annotated as transcription repressor MYB5. NCBI's taxonomy places the organism in Eukaryota, Viridiplantae, Streptophyta, Magnoliopsida, Asterales, Asteraceae. The transcript has a single exon. The record is from RefSeq and is a predicted model, not a curated record. Bases 35 to 679 code for a protein of 214 amino acids.
UUUCAUCUCGAAAAUCGACAUUUUAAGAGCCGAAAUGAUGAAGAAAGGGCCAUGGACACGCGAAGAAGAUGAGCUUUUGUCUAGUUAUAUUAGCAGAGAAGGUGAAGGGCGGUGGCGGUUAGUACCCAAGAAGGCGGGGCUCCUCCGUUGUGGGAAGAGCUGCCGCCUUCGUUGGAUGAACUACCUCCGCCCUUCGAUCAAGCGGGGCGGCAUUACCGCCGAUGAAGAAGAUCUCAUCCUCCGCCUCCAUCGUCUCCUUGGCAACAGAUGGUCGUUGAUUGCGGGAAGAAUACCAGGGCGUACAGAUAACGAGAUAAAAAACUACUGGAACACGCAUCUCCGCAAGAAGUUGAUCAGCCAAGGGAUUGACCCGAAAACUCACAAACCGUUGUCAUCUUCUUCAAACCCUGACCACUAUCUUACUCGUUCAUCUUUUCAACCGAAUCAACCAGUAACAGUUUCCCAAAAAUCCCAUGAAGACAUCUUAAACUCUACCCCAUUCGACGCUAACAAUGGUUCUGGAUCUGAUGAUGUUCUUAGCCGCUCGCCGGAUGAUCUAUUCUCGUCUUUCUUGGAUUCACUGAUCAAUGAAGAAAUGUGCGAUCAUCACCCGUCGAUUGCUCAAUCAAAGCAUGAUGGUUUCAAGAACUUCAACGACGAUGGUAAUCCUAUGAAGUAAUAUCGAGUCAAAUAUAUAUUAUAUUAGAUGCUUGUAAUCCGACAAUCGUCUUAGUGAAGCUUGUUUUGAGAGGAACGGUAGCUCUGAUACCAAUGUUAACGUUUGUUAAUUCGAUCACCGGUUUUAGUUCAAUCAA